Messenger RNA from Fusarium keratoplasticum, 2526 nucleotides. RefSeq names its product HET domain-containing protein. Bases 1 to 2526 code for a protein of 841 amino acids. The record is from RefSeq and is a predicted model, not a curated record. Lineage: Eukaryota; Fungi; Ascomycota; Sordariomycetes; Hypocreales; Nectriaceae. The transcript is spliced from 2 exons.
AUGACCCGUUGGCACUCAACAUCCUGCCAAUCCCCCAUAGUCUGGGUCGGUGAGGAUUCCGUCCCUAGAUGCAAAGCCUGCGGUGCUUCCGCUCACGAGCAGCUCCAGCAGCUGAGGGAGCAUCCUUCCAACCCGAUUUCUCCGUUGCCGCCGGAUGAAAAGGCAGGGCAGUUAAAUCUCCACUGGCCAUCUAGCGUACCAUAUACACGAGAGAAGAUUGCCGCAUUGACAGAAGAGAUUCAUGACUGUCUUCAAAUCUCCGACCCGCCUUCAAGGACGCAAGAAUCUCUCAUCCAUGGGCGCACUCUGGAAACAGACGAGUUUCGGCUUAUAUGCCUCACAACUGAGGAGAAGGAUUUGCCAGCAGACGUGGUUCACUUGUCAUUGGAGACGUACACCGAUGGCAAUUUCCCCGACUAUGAAGCUGUCUCUUAUACCUGGGGAGGUGAAGAUGGAGACGACACCUUGCGUCACCCAAUCUACAUCGGCGAGCACUGGGAUAUUCUCCUCCAGACCCGUAACUGCUGCGCAAUGCUCCGCUACCUCCGUCCCUCGAGAGGCAUACGGAUGGUCUGGGUCGACGCCAUAUGCAUCAACCAAGAAGACAUGCAGGAGAGAGGUGACCAGAUCGCCAAGAUGGGCCAGCUCUUCACGGGAUGCUUUCAGGUCUUCCUCUGGCUCGGUGAUGACAUAGCAUUCAAGAAGCCAGGUGUUCAUCCUCCACGGCUUCCUCUCCACGAGCUCGAAAACCUGGAGGAGCUGCAACUUCCGAGCAAAACAGAGCCAGUCAACAUCCGAAGCCUUUUCGAGAGACGGUAUUUCAGCAGGGUGUGGAUCAUUCAAGAACUCAUCCUCCCACCACGCAUCGCCAUACCCAUCGGAGAUAAGAUCUUCUGGGUUGACCCUUCCACGCCGACGCACUUUGAGCGUCUGUCGAGCCGCGACUGGCUAUGGGAGCAGACCAGAGCACCGUGGUUCCAGCAUGCAACCAGAGGCUCAGUCAUGCAGGAGAGUAUCCCCGAGUUCAUGGCACUCACCUGGAAGAGUCAGUCGUCCGACAUCCGGGACAAGGUCUAUGGAGUAAUGGGCCUCUCCUCUAUGAAGGAGGGUACCCAAAUCCGGCCUGACUAUGGAAUAUCUCUCCAACAUCUCAUAAUAGGCUUCUUCGCCCAUGGCAUCAUCAGCGGAGGCGCACCCCACUUGCUCCUCAAGGCAGCGGGUACAUCAGCUGAAACCGGCAUACCCUCUUGGAUGCCUCACUGGAGGGGAGACGCCUUGGAAGAGCUGUUUAGGAGCAAUGACAAUGAGAAUCCGGCCUGGGAAAACGUGGAGCCUUUCCUUGUCAAGGUGAAGAGCCGCCGGCAGAGCAAAUGGACUGCAACGGCCGGUCCGGGACACAAACAAUACCGUCUGGUGCGGUUCCUUCCUGGGUCCUUCUUCGAGGUAGGAAGGAAGUUGCGCAAGACUGUCUUUGAUAGGAGGCCUUGGCACCAGAAUGCGACAGUGGGCGCCGAUACUGGGGCCAUGUCUCUCAACCUGACGAGGCUGGUGUCGAUCAAGAAUCGUCCGGCCAGAGUUCGUGGUUUCGGCGGGGAAAGAUGGUAUAGGAUCAAAAGCACCAGGGAAUUUUCUUGUGAGGACGUCAUCUUCGUCAUGAGUCGAAGCAAGCUGGACGAGGUAGUCGAAGCUGGGGAUGAAAUCUUUCUCCUCGACACCAAUGUUAGGGCGCCCAUCUAUAUGAUCCUGCGCAAGACGGACAAUCCCCGAGAGUUCCGUCUGGUAGCUGCCUGCCCCCAUCUGGCCUUCUUGCUCAUGACAGAAAUCGACAUGCCCGUCGAGCCCGUCAAGCCCGUCAAUUCGAAAUCACUCCCUCUGGGCGAUCUCCAGGGCAGCCUGCACGAAGACCUCACGAUUCUGCGCAAUUUCUACGACCACGAAGUAUCUAGCAGUGUGAUUAAUAAAUAUCAGGGCAUCCAAAAGCAGUUUCUCUUCCCAGGGAAGCGCGGACCGAUCACGUUCAAAGAAGUGCUACCUCUCCUGUUGGGACUUGCAAGAGACAAGCACAAGCAAAAGUUCAAGUCGUGGAGGGGCUUCCAGGAGUUAUAUUUGGAAUCGAUCGACCCCAAGUUCCAGCCGCGCGUAUCCAACGGCUUUUGUGAACUGUCCCUUGACGCAGAGGACAAGGAGGAGAUUGUUAACCUCCUGGACUACCACACGUCUAGCGUCAGGAUGAAAGGCUGGUCCAAGGAGACAGACAAGGAGGGCACGGGCAGAGUUGUGCUGAGGCGCAACAUAAGCGUCAUCGGACUGGAGCUGAGGACCAUGGUUUCUAACUCGUAUUUUUUUAACCUGGUGGAGCUGGUGGACAGUCUGGUGGGCAGGCUCGAGGAUGCGGAUGUUGGAGAGCGCAUCAUGGCGGGGCCGGUUGAGGAAGACCAUUUCCGAGGCGGAGCACAUUUAUGGCUUGACGAGGUGUUCGGGAGGUUUGGGCUUGACGGGAGUACCUUUAGAGUGCGUAUGGUAUAA